CGAUUCUUAUUUCGUCUCCAACUACUUAAUAAUCAUCAUUAUUCUUAACCUGUCAAUUAGAUUUUACCCUUCUUUGGGAUUUUUAAGAAAAUGGACAGUUACAGUUUAAUUGCAUUGAUAAUAGUAUAAUUGGAAGUGUCUUCACAUGAUCCAUGAAGUUGUAACAUUUCUCACUCAGGACAUUUUUCUGGCUUCAAAUGUGGGCCAUCAUGCAUCAUUUGUUGCCUGUGGCUUUGCUGCUGCUAUCGACUGCUUGCUACGUCAACUGUCAGCAAAAACUCGACUGGUGGCAAACAUCGACCAUCUAUCAGGUCUAUCCGCGGAGUUUCAAGGACAGCAAUGGAGAUGGCAUAGGCGAUUUGAAAGGUAUCGAGCAGAUGGCCGAUUAUUUCAAGGAGAUUGGAGUCGGCGCAGUAUGGCUGAGUCCGAUCUUCAAGUCACCAAUGGCCGAUUUUGGAUACGACAUUUCCGACUACAGACAAAUCGAUCCUGCUUUUGGAACUCUCAAUGAUUUCAAAAGUCUGGCUAAAAAACUGAAAUCGCUGGGAAUCAAGCUGCUCCUAGAUUUUGUUCCGAACCACUCAAGCGAUGAACAUGAAUGGUUCAAGAGAUCAGUUAAGAGAGAAAAGCCCUAUGACGAUUUCUAUGUAUGGAAGGAUGCCAAAGGCUUCGAGUCUGGUAAACCGAUUCCUCCAAAUAACUGGAUUUCAGUUUUCAAUAUCAACCCAAUGUGGACUUGGAACGAAGAGAGGAGACAAUUCUACCUACACCAGUUUCUCAAUAAGCAGCCCGACUUGAAUUACAGGAACGAAGACCUGAAGAGAGAAAUGCAGGACAUCCUGACAUUCUGGUUAAGUAACGGCGUGGACGGAUUCAGAGUGGAUGCGGUGCCAUUCCUGGUGGAGGAGAGCUCAUUCAGAGACGAGGCCUACGUGGAUGAAAGCAAAGCGAAGGAUAUGUACGCCAACCUCAAUCACACCGAGACCAUGGAUCAGCCGGAAACAUUCCAAGUCAUCAGGUCGUGGAGGAGACUCAUGGAUAACUUUACCGACACUCAUAAGACUGACAGAAAAGUAAUGCUAACGGAAGCCUACACCGAUCUGAAGAAGACAAUGUGGUACUACGGCAAUAAGACUCAUCCCAUAUCUCAGAUGCCGUUCAACUUUGAGCUUCUCACCAAAAUCACUCCACAAUCCGAUGCCAUCACAAUCCUGCGGACGGUUGACAGUUGGCUCCAGAGUAUGCCUGAGGGAAUGUGGGCUAACUGGGUCAUUGGUAACCACGACAACCCCAGGGUUGCCAAACGUUUCGGCGCGGAAAUGACAGACGCGUUCAACAUGUUGGUAACCUUGCUGCCGGGUACUGCAGUAACGUACUACGGGGAAGAGCUUGGAAUGGAGGACGUCUUCGUCAGGUGGGACCAAGCUAAAGAUCCGGCCGGCAUAGUUCUCGGGAAAGACAAGUACCUUACUGUCACCCGUGACUCGUGUCGAUCCCCCAUGCAGUGGAGUGAUGCGAUCAGUGCAGGGUUCUCGAAAACAAGUGGUACUUGGCUCCCUGUCAACCCCAACUACUGGCAUCUGAACGUCGAAAACCAAAGAAAAGCUGAGAGAAGUCACUUGAAAACCUACAAACAUCUCAUGCAAGCAAGGCAAACCGCUACCAUACAAAAAGGACAGUACCAUGGUUAUAACCAGGGAGAUGGAGUGUUCAUCUUCACCAGGACGUUGGCGGGUGAACCGAGUUAUGUGGUGAUAAUGAACCUGAAUACAGAAAUCUACAGACCAGAUCUGUCUAAAAUCGAGAUUCCUGGAUCACCCAAGAAACUCUAUGUUUACACAUCCAGCCUCAACUCAGCUCAGAAACGAGGGGAUGUAGUGAUGACAUCUGGGAGAGACCUGGAACUACGUCCCAAAGCUUCGCUGGUUCUGACGUCACAGACUGUCAAGCCGGAGCCUUUGACAAAAUCAUCCAGUAAUCGACUCACGAGUCUCGUGCCUCAAACCUUGGUUGUCAUGGUUGUUUGCCAUCUAAUCUCUAGAUUGAAUCUUUCCUAGAGACUCUCAAGUUUGGUUGACUGUCAACUAAACUCCAGAUUCAAUCUUUCCUAGAGGUUCUUAAGUUUGAUAGUUCGUCAUCUUGCCAAAUAUAAUCUCUAGAUUCCCUCUUUUUUAAAAGUUCUAGAGUAAGUCAAGUUGUUUGUCAUCCAAUCAAGCAACAAAUGAAAUAUAAAAUCAAAUGAAAUUAAUAUUAAUAUCAAAUCAAAUCAAAUUAAGUUUUAUUCAAAGACAUCACUUACAUAACAAAUUGAUUUACAUAGUUGAUAUUACAGAUCAUUGAAUAUUCGGACUAUAUGCAACUUUAUCUAAAUUUGGGAGAGGAAUAGCACAAGGCUACCUUAUUUUUUCUCUCCCUAUCAUUUUGAUGAUGUACUUAUCGUAUGAAUCAAUAAAAUAUAUUAAUAUAAAAAAAUUUAUUCAUUUUAAUCUUCCAUAAAAGCCUCUUGAGUUUGGUUGUUUGUCAUCUAACCUUUAGAUUAACUCUUUCCUAGAGGCUCUUGAGUUUAUAUUCUUAGGAAAAAUGUACUUGUAUCUAAGUACUCAUCAAGUUUAGAUUUACUAUACCUGCUGUCUGGUGUUCAAUUUUCUCAAGUUUAGCUAAAUUUGAGUCAAUUUUUGAGAAUCUUUUAAAAUGAAAAAAAUCUGAGAGCCAUUUGAGAAUCUGAGAGCCGCUAGUUCAGUGUGAGUUUGAACUUGAAAUUGAAUUGAAACAGGCACUAAUUGAAAAUAGGAAUCUCAUUAUAGAAUUAAUGAAAACAUGCUCUGCUUUGAACUUGGACUAGGGAAACUGCCUAACAGUUUCCAGAUUUUUAUAGCUUCAUAGAAUAUUGAGUUUUUCCAAUAUGGUUAAAGUUCUGUUGAUUUUGAAGAUCUGAUCAUUUCAUUUUUACUAAUUUGAAUAGUUGCAAAUUCAGAAUAACAUUUCCCGAGAGUAUCUCUUGUAACUGUAACUGUUUUUCAUAUUUGCAUUUUUCUUCAAAUAUAAGGCAUUUAUAUAUGCCUUUUAUAUAAGGCGUUGCCUGCCUUAGAGUGCCCAACAUAUAGGAAUAAUAUCAACGAGUGGAAGACACUUUGAUAUGGAGAAUUUUACACUUUUUUAGAUUUUCUAGGCAGGCCUUUGGAAUUUGAGAUUAGAUGAUUUUUAGGUUAGAAAUGAGUUCAAUCAUGUAUAGAGUUUUGUAGCAUUGAAUAUUACAUAUUACAUGAUAAUUUAAAAUAUAGAACUGGCAUAAACUGUAUCUUAUAUCCUCGUGAAUUUAGCUAUAGACUGUUGAUUGUGAUUGUUCUUGGAAGAUUUUUUUUUCAAUAAAGGUUGAUUGAGUAGAAAG
Nilaparvata lugens (brown planthopper) is the source of this 3388-nucleotide messenger RNA. Its product is annotated as maltase A3. The transcript has 11 exons. NCBI's taxonomy places the organism in Eukaryota, Metazoa, Arthropoda, Insecta, Hemiptera, Delphacidae. The record is from RefSeq and is a predicted model, not a curated record. Gene Ontology annotation, biological process: carbohydrate metabolic process. Bases 198 to 2057 code for a protein of 619 amino acids.